Helianthus annuus (common sunflower) is the source of this 1838-nucleotide messenger RNA. RefSeq names its product transcription factor E2FA. The record is from RefSeq and is a predicted model, not a curated record. Gene Ontology annotation, biological process: regulation of transcription by RNA polymerase II. Bases 179 to 1579 code for a protein of 466 amino acids. NCBI's taxonomy places the organism in Eukaryota, Viridiplantae, Streptophyta, Magnoliopsida, Asterales, Asteraceae. Gene Ontology annotation, molecular function: DNA-binding transcription factor activity, RNA polymerase II-specific; protein dimerization activity; RNA polymerase II cis-regulatory region sequence-specific DNA binding. The transcript has 14 exons. Gene Ontology annotation, cellular component: RNA polymerase II transcription regulator complex.
CCAAAAAUUCCCUCCCUUCCCUCGUUUUCUUCUUUCUCUUCCAAACCCUCGUUUUCUCUCUCUACUUUCUCUCUCUACAACCCCCAAACCCCCAUUUUCCCCCUCAUAAACCCUAAAUUCACCUCAAUUUCUCACAAUUCACUCAUCUCUCUUCCUCAAUUCCACACAAUUUCCUUCAAUGUCUGAACAUCGACCUCCAAAUCGCACGGCGGCGUCUCCACCGGUGCCGGCGCCGCUUUCCGGCGCCAGAAGUGGACAGAUCCUGCAUCCGAUGAGACGUCACUUGCCGUUCUCCUCGACUAAACCGCCGUUUACUCCUUCCGUUGAUUACCACCAGUUUCCGUCUGGAAUUGACGGCGUUACAGUCGCCGGCACCGUCGAUCAGUCUGCUGACGUAAUUGUAGUUAAAUCUCCGCCGGUAAAGAGAAAACAUGGAGCAGGUUUUAAUGAAGUUUCAUCUAAUGAUUGGGCAAGUAUUGGUUACACUGCUACAAUUGAUAGUCCACUUCGCACUCCUGUAUCUGCAAAAGGUGGAAGAAUAAACGCGCGCUCAAAGGUCACGCCAAGCAACAAACCUGCUCCUCAGACCCCUGUUUCAAAUGCCGGUUCGCCUUCUGCACUUACUCCAAUCGCUGCCUGCCGGUAUGACAGCUCACUAGGUCUUUUGACAAAAAAAUUCAUCGAUCUCAUCAAACACGCUGAAGAUGGUAUUCUUGAUUUGAAUAAUGCUGCUGCAACGUUGGCGGUGCAGAAGAGGCGAAUAUAUGAUAUAACAAAUGUUCUUGAAGGAAUUGGUCUAAUCGAAAAGACUCUCAAAAAUAGAAUCCGAUGGAAAGGUCACGAUGCUUCAAAACCCGGGGAUUUGGAGAAUGACGUUGCUUUGUUGCAGGCAGAAGUUCAAAGACUUUCAGUGGAAGAACAUAGAUUAGAUGAAAGCAUCAGCGAAAUGCAGGAAAGAAUGCGGGAGUUGAGUGAAGAUAACAAUUACCAAAAAUGGCUUUUUGUAACUGAAGAUGAUAUAAAAGGUCUACCAUGCUUCCAGAAUGAAACGUUGAUAGCAAUUAAGGCUCCGCACGGGACUACUCUUGAAGUCCCGGAUCCUGAUGAGGCUGUUGAUUAUCCACAAAGGAGAUACAGGAUAAUUCUUAGAAGCACAAUGGGUCCUAUUGAUGUAUAUCUUGUCAGUCAAUUUGAAGAAAAGUUUGAGGAUGCGGAUGGGGUUGACCAACCUAUGACGAUGGUACCAGUGGCAUCCAGUUCCGGUUCUGACGACAAUCCGGAGGCCCACACUGAACCGCAAUCACAACAUGUUAAUAAUACGAAUUCCGAUCAUAAUUUGCCCCAAGACUCACCUGCGAGGAUUAUGCGAAUAGUCCCGUCAGACGUUGAUAAUGAUGCAGACUAUUGGCUUCUAUCAGAUAGAGAAGUCCCUUUGACCGAUAUCUGGAACACAGAGUUACAAUGGGAUGAUGUUGAUCUGCUUAGUGAAGAAUUCGGGUUAGCAGAAAUGGGGACACCAAGGCCAAGCACACCGCCAUCCGGUCACGCUGAUGCACAUGUAAACGGUGCGCUCAGGUGAGCCAAGGUCAACAACAACCACGAAAAGGGUCGGGUCAACACCAACACCAGUCACCAGAUGACUUGUUUUCAGGUGAAACGGUCCAAAAGGAUACAAGGAGCGUGAAAUCGGGAAUCCAAAGCAGCUGUCAGGUUUUUUGUACAGUAAAUUAAAAUUCCAUUGGAAUAAAACUUGAGUAUGCUUGUUUUUAAGCUCAAUAAAUCCAAGUACCAACAAAUCUUAUACAUUUUAGUGUUGAGUUAAUUGCUUGUUUAGGAUU